AGUAGUAAGACAGAGACCCCCCCUCAACGGAAAACUGUCUUAACUGUGGUGUGCAGCUGCAGAUAUGCGCGACACAGAAAAACAAGGAGAAACGAGGGAAAUAGAAAGACAGGACAGGGAGAGGCAGUAAACCGCUGAGAAUAAAUCAUCUGAGAUGCUCCGACGCACCGAGGAACGCCGCCUUCUCUGCGCACUUUGGAGAUAAAACCGCGAAGAAGCUCGGAUCGCGCAUUGAUCCGAAUCCGGGGGAACGGGAGGGGUCGAUCAUGGGGAACGAAGCGAGCCUGGAGGGAGGCGAAGGGCCGCCGUCUGGGCUACCGGAGGGGCUGGCACCUGACGGGAAGGGCGGCUUCGUCCGGGUCUCCGACGGGACUCCGGUCAACCUGAGUGAACUCAGCGAGGAGGAGAGGAGGCAGCUCGCCGCGGCGAUGUCAAGGGCGCAGGGCAGGCAGCCCGGAGCAGCUGCACGAAGACCUUCAGAGUCUGAUGCCCAGCAGCGAUCCCAGCAGGUAGGGGCCUCCAGGGGCCCAACUGGUCUCAGUAAGAGCCGAACUGUAGACGCCUUCAACCAGGGUCCACCUGGCAAGCCUGCACCGGGCCGCAGCCCUUCGUCCCUCAGCCUUUUUGAAUCCAGAUUCCGGCAGGAGCCUAAAGACCCUGAGACCAAGUCAUCCGGCAUGUUUGGCUCCAGCUUCCUCAGCGGGGCCAACCCCCUCAGCGCUGUGUCGUCUAUGACUUCCUCUGUCUCCUCCUCCAUAUCCUCCAUGGGUGAUUCUGUCAACAUCCCCAAGUUUGGACUAUUUGGGGAUGAGGAGGAAGGAGAUGAAUCUGCAGCACCUGAAUCCAAGCAGGGAGGAAAGCCACCAGGGAAGGGCCCUCAGCAAGGUCCGGGUCCAAAAGGACCACAACAGGGAGGACCCCAGAAACAGGGUCAGGGCCCCCCUGGGCAGGGGCCAAAACCAGGGCAAGGACCCCCUGGGCAGGGACCCAGGCAAGGUCAGGGACCACCAGGCCAGGGGCCCAAAUCAGGUCAGGGUCCUCCUGGCCAAGGUCCUCCUGGGCAGGGACCAAGGCAAAGUCAGGGGCCGCCAGGCCAGGGGCCCAAAUCAGGCCAGGGUCCUACUGGCCAAGGACCCCCAGGGCAGCAGGGUCCUAAACCAGGUCAAGGACCACCGGGUCCAGGUGCCAAACAAGGUGGCCCUCCCCCGCAAAAAGGUGGCCCCCCACAACAAGGGCCUGGGAAGCCUGGACCCAAGCAGCAAGGGCCACCCGGUCCUGGGGCUCAUCCUGGGGGGCCAGCUCAGAGUGGAGGGCCUCCUGGUCAGCAGGGGCCUGGAAAGACUGGAGGUGGACUCUGUCCACUGUGUAAGACCACCCAGCUGAACACUGGGUCUAAGGACCCACCUAAUUACAAUAACUGUACCGAGUGUAAGAACCAGGUCUGCAGCCUCUGUGGGUUCAGCCCCCCAGACUCAGCGGGUAAAGAGUGGCUGUGUCUGAACUGCCAGAUGCAGCGAGCGAUGGGAGGUAUGGAUCCCCCCGGCAUGACGAAGCCCAAACAAGGUUCGGCCCCACCCUCGCCCCAGAGACAGGCACCUGGCAAGCCUGGCAAGCUUCUGAUAAAGCAGCAGAGUACCACCGACCAAGGGUUGACACCACCAACCACACCUAGGCAGAAAUCCCCAGGUCCUACCUCUCCAGGACCGCUGUCCCCGGGCUCCACAGUAGGAUCCCCCAAAAUUGACCCCAAGACAGGUCGCCCCAUUCAGCAGAAGUCCACUCCCCAACAGUCUCCAGCUAAGGCUAAACAGGAGUCCAGCUUCUUUGGGGGGUUAGGAGGUAUCAGUUUGGGAGGCCUGACAGAUGCAGCUAAACCUCCUGCGGCUGCUUCACAAGCUGCAGAGUCCGUUACAGGGAAACUGUUUGGCGGUUUUGGGGGUUUAAUGGAAUCGUCGAAGCCUCAAGCACAGGCUCCGCCAAAACAGGAGGAGUCAGUUGCUGGGAAGUUGUUUGGAGGUUUUGGCGGGUUGACGGAAACCGCGAAAUCUCCUGCUGCCGCUUCUCAGAUGUUCAGCUUUGGAUCAUCCCUCUUGAGCUCAGCCACCAAUCUCGUCACCGGAGAGGAGGAAAAAGAAGCUGAUUCUCCGCCUGGGUCACCACCAGACUCCCCUGCUGACUCCGGACCAGGUUCCCCUCCUGACUCAGGCCCUGGCUCGCCACCUGACUCCCCCUUCUCUCCGCCUGGAUCUCCUCCUGAUUCGGACUCUGCUCCUGACACCCCACCUGCCAAAUCCAAGAAACCACCAAGAACCAUUUCUGUGGAGCAGGAAGAAAAGCCCCCAGCAGCUGAACCUUCACCAGCCCCAGCCUCAACAACUAAGGAAAACUGCCCUCUCUGUAAAGUGGAGCUGAACAUUGGAUCGUCAGACACACCCAACUACAGCCUCUGCACCGAGUGCAAGAAGACAGUGUGCAAUCUGUGUGGAUUCAAUCCUACUCCCCACUUAGGAGAGAAAGAAUGGCUUUGCCUCAACUGUCAGACCCAAAGAGCCAUGUCGGGCCAACUGGGAGACAUACCACCUCCAUCCAUGGCUUCCCCAAAGAAGCAGCCACCUGCUCCUGCUCCCUCUGCUACCCCUGCCCCUGCUUCUGUAGAUAGCAAACCUGUAGUAGAAGCAGCAGACCUAACCCCACCAGCUCCUGAGACCAAGGUGAAAACAGUGGAGACCCUGAAGGAGCCUGGAGAUAAAGAAAUGGCCACAAAGGAGGGCAGUCCAACCAGCCCAUCAGACCUAGCAAAGCUGGAAAAUACAGUCCUUCCCAUUCUUGAGGCCCAGGCAAGCACGCAACCAAAGGAUGAGGAAAAACUAACAGACACCCUAAAGACCAGACGUAAAUUAGAGGUGCUUCCUCUCUCACCUGACUCGCCUAGCUCAGAAGAUGACAGAGAACUUUCUGAGAAGAAUACCAAAGGUACCACAAAGAAAAAGCUCCUUGUACCCAUGGAUGUCAGGGCAGAUUCCUUGGAUGAUAGCAGUGAAAGUUUUGGAAAAGAAAGCCCAAUGUCAGGGGAUGAUGAGGACUUUAUCCGAAAACAGAUCAUUGAAAUGAGUGAGAAUGAGGAUGCUUCCCCAUCUGAUGAGGAAAACCUUGUCCGGCGAAAGAUCAGGGAGGAUGAGAAGAAACAAAUGGAACAGAAGAAAACAGAGGCUAUAGAGAGGAGCACGUCGGGAAAAGCCAGGCGACUUACCAAGAAAAGCACUAUAAGUCCAGAUGAUGAUGGAGAAGAGAAGCAACUACAUGGCUCAUUGGAUAAACCUGAUAUAGACAAAGAAGAGGGACCACAACCAAAAGAAGAGGAGUCUCAAAGUGGUACUGCAGUCCGCAAAUUCCGAAGUAUGGAGCUGAAUGCAACCAGCAGCCCUAUGUGCAUAAAUAAUGAUGAUGGAGAACCUGAAAUGGAAAGCCUUACAGACUCUCCAGAUGAUCGGUCUAGAGGUGAGGGGUCAUCCAGUCUCCAUGCAUCCAGCUUCACUCCUGGGACAUCCCCAACAUCCCUGUCAUCACUGGAUGAAGACAGUGACAGCAGCAGUCCCGGCCAUAUCCGUUCUGAUGAGGGUAAACAACACAGGAAAGCCAAACACAGACAACCUGGUCAAAUGCUGCCAACUAUUGAAGACUCUUCUGAGGAAGAAGAGUUACGGGAAGAAGAGGAGCUGCUCAGGGAGCAAGAAAAACAGAAGGGCUCAGGGAAAAAAUCCAAGAAAGACAAAGAAGAGAUUCGAGCCCAGAGGAGGCGAGAGCGUCCAAAGACACCACCGAGCAACCUUUCCCCCAUUGAAGAUGCCUCGCCAACUGAAGAACUGAGGCAAGAAGCUGAAAUGGAGGAGAUCAGACGAUCAUCUUGCUCUGAUUUCUCACCCAGUAUUGAAUCAGAUCCUGAAGGGUUUGAAAUCCAGGCCGCAAAGAUUGCAGCAGUCCAGAAAACGUAUCAACUACCUAUAUCAGUAUCUCUUCACUCCCCAACAGAUGAUCAAAACACUGAUAAACCACAGAAAAAAACUCUUAAAUCUGCUGAUGAGGCUUAUGAAGAAAUAAUGCUGAGGGCUAAAUCUCCAACACUUGACAAAGGUGAGAUUCAACCAGGAAAAGAGUCCCUUUAUGGAGGCAUGCUCAUUGAAGACUAUGCCUACGCAUCUCUUAUUGACAGUUCAGCAGCUGAUUUGGGAGAGCCAGAGAAGAUUGCUGUUCCUGCUCAGCCCAAAAAGCUGAGAUCACCAGAUGAAGUUUAUGAGGACAUGAUAAAGAAGAGGAAGGAAUUCAUGCAGCUGGAGCAGGAAUAUCAAAACAUGCAGCCUAAAAAGGAAAGCACUACUCCAGAAAUUGUGUUGCAACCUGCUGAAAAUACCUUCUCCAAAAGCAGCACAGUAGCACUGGGCAAAGACGGGAAGCCAUUGUUGGAUGCUGAAACUGCCUAUGAGGAGCUAAUGAAAAGAGUGCUGACUCCUGGAACAAGUCCAACCCAGCUGGAGCCAGAAGUGGAGGCCACUGCAUCUAGAAGGGCACUCCACCCUAUCCCAGACUUAAAGGUGACGCAGUGCUCUUCAGGAGAGUUGUCCUCUGAUGAUGAGAGUUUCAUUAAAAAGGAAGAUGAGAAAACUGCAGUAUCAGACACAACAUCAGCAACAGAAACCGAGCCUGUCAUUGUGUUUUCUGAGUAUCCUCCAUCAUCCACAUCAGAUCAGCAACCUCACACUGCAGUCACAGCAUCCCAGGCAGAUGUUGUGGACUUAUCUGGUGUGCUCCCAAGAAUGUCAGCCCCUGUUAUUGCCAGUGUAUCACCCUUGCCCACAGUCCCCCAGUACACACCCAGUAUUCCCAGUGUAGUGUCAACUGCCCCUCCUGUGCCCCCUAAGCCAAGUGUCCUACGUAGGGCUAAUUCUCAGGAAAAAACAGAAGUACCUGUUGCACCACCACUGCCUCCCCCCACCCCACCAAAACCCACUGUUUUUCCCAGGAAAGCUCCAGUUCCACUUCCACCUCAGGCUUCAGCAACUCCAGUCAGACCAGAGACAGUGGCUAUGACUACAGCCCCAUGUCCGCUUACAAGACAAGCAGUUACACCAACAUACAAACCUCAUGUUCCCCCUCCUGUUCCCCCAAAGCCAUCCAUUCCUGCUGGGAUUGGCGAAAGCCACAGACCAGGGCAUGGUGUCAAACCACCAAUUGCGCCUAAGCCUGGCUCACAGCCUUCUUCACCUGCCCAUGCCCCACAUCCGGCAAGACCUACUGUACUUUCCACUGGCCCUACUGACAUAGCCUUGAAUCUGAGCCCCUCUUCUGAGAGCAAGCCAUUUCAACCCUCACCAAAGUCUCCUUCUUCUCCAAGAUAUGCCAGCAAUCUUCGUGAUACGUAUGUGGUCAUCACACUGCCAUCUCAGCCGAGUUCUCCAGUAGACUUUGUCUCAACUCAAGCUCCCUCAAGCCCUGGCCCAGCAUCCCCUUCACACCAAGCACAGCCCCAAAAUUAUCACCAACCACAGCCUCAACCUCAACCAUAUCCACAGCAGUGUCCACAACCAACCCCUCCUCAAACAACCAGGGUGCCUCUGGCAUUCACACGAGUCACAGAAUCCAUUGAAAGUCAAGAGAUUUGUGGCCCAGAAAAACAUGUAUCUAGCUCUUGUCACAUAAUUGAGGCUAUAUCUGCCUCAGCACAGCCACCUGUGGUUAUGCCUAACCUUAUCUCCCAAGUGGUUACCACAGAAGUCCAAAGGACAACUGUCUCUGUAGUUCAUGAAAGAACUCCACCCCCAGUGCCAGCUCCAAGGGCAAAUGGUGUCCCAGUCUCGAUGGAGAAACCUAAGCCCCAGUUGCCUGCACAGAAUGGACAGACCUUCCAACCCUCCGAGGUGGUAGAUCUUAGGACUAUGAAGGUUGACACAGAAUCAGACAUGAACGGUGUGGAUCUGUCUGCUGGCCCAGACUCAAGACGUCAGUCCUUUGUGACUGAUGUCAGUCGUCAGAACAGUGCAGUGCAGUCACCAGUGGUCAACCUCAGUGCUGAAUCAUCCACUGUUUCUAUAGUGACUGAUAGUAUCACCAUUGUGACUUGUGCUGCAACAAUCCAGCGAAGUGACAAUGUAGAUAACUCUCAAGCAUCUUCAGUGCCCCUUCAGCUUACAAAAAAUAAAGCGUUUGAGCCUGUUUCUCAAAUUAUAUAUCGGCCAAUUGAUUCUCAGCCCUCCACUAAUGUUGGUACAGAGAUACCUAUUAACCUCUCAGUUGGAUCAAGCACAGGUGGAGGAACUUUCCAGACCACCCCUGUCACUAUUGCACCAACCUCUGUUGCAAGUUGUGCUGCCAAUGGAUUAACUACGGGAACGACUACAGUGGCAGGAGCUGUUGACCUUAGCACAACAAAACCCUUCAACACUGUGGUAUCAGUGGAUGGUGCUUCAGCAGAGGUGGUCACUGCUGUAAUCACAGAUGAUGAUGGCAAACCAGUGGAUCUGACUGCAGGAAAAAGAGCUGUAUGCUGUGAUGUUGUGUACAAGCUCCCAUUUGCUGGAAGCUGCACUACACAGCAACCUACCACGCCUCUGCCUGAAGAUCGUUUUGGAUAUCGUGAUGACCAUUACCAGUAUGACCGAUCACCUUACGGCAUGAGAGGGUUUGGUGGAAUCAAACCGUCGAUGUCAGACACUAACCUGGCAGAAGCUGGCCUGUUCUUUUAUAAGAGUAAGAACAGCUAUAAUUUCAGUGGCACCACAGAAGGUGCAGUAGAUCUUACCUCAGCAAAGAUUUCUGAUGCAGGUGAAGCUGUUGACUACUCCAAGAAAGGGACUUUCGCAGGAAUGACAAUUCCUCCCUAUUCCCAAGCAAGAGUUACAAGUGCUGUUGGUACGCUGUUUGGUACAAGCAGUGUCUUGAGGUCAUCAAAUGGGGUGGUCUAUUCCUCUGUUGCAGCACCAAUCCCAUCUACCUAUGCCAUUACCACCCAACCUGGGUCCAUCUUUAGUACAACAUACAACACCCUGUCAGGUAUGCAUACCAGCGACACCAUGCCUUCCCUGUCCAACCUCCAGAACUUGCCACUUACAAGGUCCCACAGUUUCCUGUCCACCAUCUCCACUACUGAAACAGAGGAACAAGGAGAAGCCCCACUAAAUCUGGAGAUCUCUAGAGGGGGUACUACUGCUGCAGAUGCUGUCACCACAGCAAUAACCUCUUUAUCCCUUGACACCUACACUGAUGCAUCCCUGGAGGCCAUAGCUGCUUCACUGGAAGCUCUGUCUUCACCCAUGGUUCCUGGGGAUGGCCAGUAUCAGGCAGAACGUGAGAGGCUAGAGAUGGAGAAACUCAAGCAACAGCGUCUGGCUGAGGAAUUAGAGUGGGAGCGCCAGGAGAUUCAGCGGUUCCGAGAGCAAGAACAGCUCCUGGUACAGAAGGAACUGGAAGAGCUACAGGCCAUGAAGCAGCAGAUCCUGACCCAACAAGAGGAGGAAAGACAGGCUCACCUAAUGAUGCAGAAAGAAACCUAUGCCCAACAACAGCAGCAGCUUGAGCAGAUUCAAAGACUCCAAGAGCAACUGCGUGUGCAACUGGAAGAACAAAAGUUACGUCAGAUGUACCCAGGCGGAGACAUGCCAGGGCAUGGCUUGCAGGAGGCACUUGUCUUGGGACCUGAUGGCACAGUACUAGCCCGAAAAAUCACAGAUAGUGGGUGCCAGACAGAUGAAGAGGAUGAGGCAGUCAGCAAAGCUUACACUGCAGGGAGGAAAAAGAGAAGUGCUAAAAAGAGUGUUGACAGUUGUGUGCAGACUGAUGAUGAGGAUCAAGAGGAAUGGGAAGCUCAGACCAGAAGCCGACAAAGCCGACCACGUACAGCCAGGGGUGAUAGGGGAGGGCAGUCAGAGAUGUCUCUUCAAGCCCACACUGAGAUUUCUAUACAAACAGAUACAGAGGGGAACAUUAGAAUGGACACCCGGAUGGAGCUGUCUGAUUCUGAAAGGACCUCACCAAAGAAACGACCUACCCCCUUAGAAAUAGGCCAAUCUCCUAACCUCAAAGUUGAUUCCUCUACGCUUCAAGCCCCUCCUAAAUCUCCAAAAGUGCUCUAUUCCCCCAUAUCCCCAUGCAUAUCCCCAAGCAAAUCCCUUGAGUUUGUGUCCUAUGAGAAGUCACUGGGUGAUACAAGUCCUCAAAAGCUAAGAGGAAGUACGGAUCCAUCAAAAGCCUCUCCCGCAAGUCCAAGGGGACCAAAAGCCAUGCAGAGAUCCAUGUCUGACCCUAAGCCCAUGAGUCCAACAGGAGAAGAAAAGGCAACAUCUGGCACCCAGUAUGGUGAUAGCUAUACUGGGAAAGGUUCAGGUGGCACACCAACAGGCACUCAAAAGAAGGUGAAGAGGACUCUCCCCAAUCCACCAUCAGAGGAUGAGUCAACAACCAGUGGCCAGACAGCAUACAGCACUGGUUCUGCCCGUCGAAGAAUGUGCCGUAAUUCCAACAUGGCACGUGCCAAGAUCCUACAAGACAUUGAUCGUGAGUUAGAUCUGGUGGAGCGCGAGUCAUCCAAGCUCCGUAAAAGACAAGCAGAGUUAGAUGAGGAGGAGAAAGAGAUUGAUGCCAAGCUUAGGUACUUGGAGAUGGGCAUUAAUCGGAGAAAAGAUGCCCUGCUGAAAGAGAGAGAGAAGAGAGAAAGGGCGUACUUGCAGAGUGUUGCCGAGGACAGAGACUACAUGUCAGACAGUGAGGUUAGUAACAUUCGAGAGACUAGAGGUGGGCGUGGUGGUGGUGAAGAUGAAGAGAUUGAAGGUCACGGUCUUGAACGUCCCAGGACAGCUCCUCAGUCAGAGUUGGACGACUUUGUCCCACCUCAAACCAAGCACGAGUAUGGAAAAUACUCCCAGUAUCAAUAUCCUCAGAGCCAAUACCAGCAGACUCUCUACCAGACUCCCCAGUCCUACCAGUCUCAUUCGAUCUAUUCUUCUGUCCCGUCACUCACUAGCUCCCAGCAGCAGAGUUACCACCAGAUGCUCUUGUUACAGCAGAAAGCAGCCAGACAAGCAGCCCUCCUCUCAGAGCUGGAUGCAACUAAAUAUGAUGUCAUUAGUCGCCAGCCUGAUCCCACAUCAUCAGCUUUCCUGGGAGUCAAGUAUGACAAAUACGGCAACCACCUUGAUCUCAGAGCCUUGGAGGUGGGAAGUAUAGCAGGUAGCCCCAUGUCAGCUGUCUCUGAUUCCUAUUACACUGAUGUUGAUCACCAUACACCUCGGAGCUAUAUGCUUCUGGAAGAUGCUGCAGAGCUGGCUAAGGGCUCCCCAGGUCUGUCUUCAUCUUACAGUCUGGCUGAGAGAGAGCUAGCUAAGGCAGAGAAGUUGCUGCGAAGGAGUGCUGCAGAUCUGGGUUCUACUGACUAUCUUGGAUCCACCUCCAGACUUCAUACAUUCGGAAAGACCCCUGAUGAAGAGGAUACAAUGGAGGAACCUUAUGAACUGAAACUCCUGAAGCAGCAGCUCAAGCAAGAGUUUAGGAGAAGUACAGGUGGGACAGAAAACUUAGAACAACUGACAGGUCUCUCCCAGCACUACUACACCCCAAGCACUGGCAUCUCUAGUUACUCCCAAAGACACUAUCCAAAGUCAGAAAAGUACAGCAUCAGUCGACUUACUCUAGAGAAGCAGGCAGCUAAACAACUUCCAGCAUCUAUGUUGUACCAAAAACAUAAGACUCCACUAUUAGAUCCCAAAAUCUCCUCAAAGUACUCCUCUAUUACAGACAGUAGAAGUCUGGAAACAGACUAUACCAGCUAUCUGGGGUCUACCAGUGCAUCCCCAAGAUCCAGCCGGCUUAUGCAGGAUGAGAUUACCUUUGGCCUUCGUAAGAAUAUUGCUGAGCAGCAAAAGUAUCUUGGGUCCACCUUGGGUGCCAACUUGGCUGGGUCACUAAAUUUGGGCCAAAGCUUGGGUUUGGACUCUGCUUAUCCUAGUGGUAGCCGCUCAAGACCCUCAUCCAGGCCCACAUCUUGCUAUGGCCUGGACUUGUCCAUCAAAAGGGAUCCUUCCAGCUCUUCAUUGAGGCUUAAAGGGGAUGGUGAAGCAUCUGGAGAUGGACCAAGCUAUCAAACCCCCUCCGGUCGCACCAAACCCACCAGCCUUCCUAUUGUGCAAAGUGGACGUGGCCGAAUACCUAUAGUGGCCCAGAACUCAGAGGAAGAGAGUCCCUUGAGCCCUGUUGGGCAGCCCAUGGGCAUGGCCCGUGCAUCAGCGGGACCUCUGCCACCCAUCUCAGCUGAUUCAAGGGACCAGUUCGGUUCCUGUCUGUCCUUGCAGGACUCCCAGCAGCAGCAACAUAUCAGGGAAGAGCCAACCAGGGGUAGGGGUUAUGUGCUUCUGGAUGACCUUCAGGGCACCAUGUCAGAUAGUGAAGCCCUAAGUGAUUCCCUGAUGGCUUUGAACAGAGACGAUGCAACCAAUGCCUACCAUCUUAGACGAGAAGAGACAGACUGGUUUGACAAACCAAGAGAUGGACGUUCAGAGAACGGACAAGAAAAGAGACAGGGAAAAGGCCCAUACUACCCCUUCCCUCACCUCAGGGUCAAACUGCAGAGGGAUCCCAAAGACCGCAGUGUCUCAGGAAAUGGUCUUGGUAUCCGUGUGGUUGGAGGGAAAGAGGUCCCUGGCAGUAAUGGAGACAUUGGAGCUUAUGUUGCCAAAGUCCUACCUGGUGGAGCUGCAGAACAAACAGGAAAGAUUCUUGAAGGAAUGCAAGUCCUGGAGUGGAAUGGAAUUCUUCUGACGGGAAAAACCUAUGAGGAAGUACAAGGGCUCGUCGGACAGCCGUGUAAUGAUGCAGAAGUGUGUGUCAGACUUGAUCUCAACAUGCUGGCUGAGUCGGACGGUUCCCAUCACCUGGAUUUCCAGGAACACAGCAAAGGUGACAGACCUCCCAGGUCUCCAGGUGUUGAUCCGAAGCAGCUGGCGGCUGAGCUGCAGAAAGUCUCACAGCAGCAGGCCCCCACCUCUUCCUCAGGCCUGCCCGCCACCACCUCAGCGACCUCCAGUCCCGCUCAGCCGGGUUCACCAUCCGUCAGCAAGAAACGCCACAGCAGCAAGACUGCAGAGGUAACGAAGACCCAGUCCCACCCCAUCUCUGGCGAGAUACAGCUUCAAAUCCACUACGACAAGCAGCUCGGCAACCUGAUCGUCCACGUCCUGCAAGCCAGAAACCUCGCCCCGCGGGACAACAACGGCUACUCGGACCCAUUUGUUAAAGUGUAUCUCCUACCAGGGAGAGGUCAGGUCAUGGUUGUCCAGAAUGCCAGUGCUGAAAACAAGAGGAGGUCCAAACACGCGGGCAAGAGUCUCAACCCCGAGUGGAACCAGACUGUCAUCUAUAAGAACAUCCACCUGGAGCAGCUGAGGAAGAAGACCCUGGAGGUGAGCGUGUGGGACUAUGACAAGUGCUCCUCUAAUGAUUUCUUAGGAGAGGUCCUUAUCGACCUGUCCAACACCACCCAGCUGGACAACGUCCCGCGGUGGCUCCCCCUGAAGGAGCAGAGUGAGGGUGACCACCACCGGCGUUCCCACUCGGGCCAGGGCCGACAUAGUUCUUCCAAACCCUCGUCGCAGCACUCCUCCCCGAAAACCACCGGCUCCUCGCACGAUAAUCAGGACUCGCCGAAAUCGUCCGUCAUCAAGAGCCGAAGCCACGGGAUCUUUCCAGAUCCAGCCAAGGGCCAAAGAGGCCACCUCUCACUGAGGCACCAGAGACACAGCGUAGUGGGCGUGCUCACCAUUCAGAGAGCCCAGUCCGAUUGGCUGCCCGCCCUGCCAUCGUUUGAGUCGGCCAAAGGGAGCAGAGGCGACGGCAGACACCUGACCCUCAGGAAAGCCGUGUCGGAAGAGAGGCCGCAGAGCACCGGAGCUCGGUCGAGCUACAGAUCCAGCGAUGCCCCGGUCACGGCGGCCUCGUUGGACAGCGGCCUGAGCGGCAGCGCCUACAGUCUGUUGGACGAGGAAGCGGAGACGAAUGAGGUGGACAGUGCCAUCUUCCAGGUGCCCCGAUUUGGAAAGAUCCCAAAUGGAACAGAUGUGAUGAAAUCAUCAAUGGGACUCAGUGAUGGUGACGGUAAAUCCCAGGUAAUGGGGGAAAUAAAGAUCGCUCUGAAGAAGGAGAUGAAGACUGAGGGUGAGCACCUGGUCCUUGAGAUUCUUCAGUGUCGUAACAUCACCUACAAGUUCAAGACUCCAGACCACCUGCCUGAUCUUUAUGUGAAGCUAUAUGUAGUAAACAUUGCCACCCAGAAAAGGAUAAUCAAGAAGAAGACCAGAGUGUGUCGCCAUGACCGAGAACCAUCUUUCAACGAAACCUUCCGCUUCUGUAUGAACCCCACCGGACACUCUCUACAGCUUUUCCUGGUAUCCAAUGGUGGCAAGUUUGUGAAGAAGACCCUGAUCGGGGAGGCCUACGUCUGGCUAGACAAAGUCGACCUUCGCAAGCGAGUGGUGAGCUGGCACAAGCUGCUCGCCAGCACCGCCCAGAUCCACUCAUAGAAGAAGACUUGAAAAAAUAAAAAAUAAAAAACUAAACCUGAGCAGGUACAAGGAGGUUUCCGACAUCUGGGGACGCUUAGGUCUAACAUCUGUAACACUGAUCCACUCUUGCAGGGUGGGAGGAAAGGGUGGUUUUUGGGUACGGGAUGGGACAAAAUAUCUCUUUCUUCGAUUUUUGUUUCAGGGCUUGAGUUUUGGAUGGUGAAAAAGAAGAGUUAUGGUGAUGAUUUCUGUCAUGCGGGAAGUUUGGAGGAAGAAUUAAUGUGUUUACAGGAAAUUAACACAUGUUUACAGGACAUAAUGUGUAUAGCAGUGUAGCUGGGGGCUGGGGGGCUGAGAAGAACACAAGUGCUGAGUUCGGAGGUCAAGUGCGGAAUCAACCAGGUAUUACACACUUUUAAUUCACAAACACACACACACACACACACGUGUACACAGUUAUUUAUGACAAGUUUACACAGUCACUCACACAGAAGAGAAAUUUUAAUUCUAAUAGAUACAGGGAAUGGACACACUUGUAGAUCAAAUUUUAUUUAUUUAGAUGUUUUAUCCAUGAAAGGUUUUUCCUCAUUUCUUUAUUAUGACCCACAGAGUUUUAUUGAUUUACAAAGCAUUUUGAGAAUGAAAUAUUGAAGACUCCCCUAUGGAGACCUCUUAUUUAUUUUUGUAUUAUGAUAUUAGCAUAGUGUUCUAUCAUUUGUCUUCUCCUCAAUUAUUUAAGUACUUAAAAAUCUGUCCUGGAAAGGAAGCAUAGUAUAUUUUAUAACACACUACCUAGCAUUCCAGUUCAAGAGGAAAAAAAAAAGAUCUCAGCAAGCAUGUUUUUGAAUUUCUUAACAAAAACAACUACUUGUUCCCAUCUUUUUUUCACCUUAAGUGUAAACUAAGUUCUAUCAAAUUAUUGUUUGAUAAAUGAUAAAUAUGAAUAUAUAUCAAAUUGGACACUAUAUAUUGUGCGCAUGAGUCUAUCUAUUUGGUAUGCAGUGCCACAUGUUCUGCACAAAAAAAAUCACCUCUAAGGUUCACCUUGUAUAUAGUGAAGUGUCAUAGCUGGAAAUGAAUUAUAACAUAUAUAGAUAGAUAUAUAGAUAUCUUUAUCACAGACAAUCGAGUCUUGAUGAUUGUGACAUAGAGGUUUUAUUUACCCAUGAUGCCCCUUAGAAUGUGAGACACCAACCGUUUGAGAUUUAAGCUUUUUUUGUUUCUUUGUGAGAUCCAAGCACAUUACGAGUCUUACACGAGUCCUGCUUUUCGUUCGCAAGGGCAGUCAACUCACCAACGCACGCUUUUUGUGGUAUUUUGCACUUUUUCCCGCUUAGAAUGUAAAACAAAGCUAAAGACAAGAUAGCAAGAUUUUUUUUUUUCAAUCAAGGUGAGGAGGUAGAGAAGCAAAUAAGAAUGGAUGACAACAUCAGGAGGUACUGUAGCGAACAAAAGACAAAUGUGCCGGAAACGAUCCACGAUAAAAACCACUAUCAUCACUCUGAGAUACGACAAUGCUAUAUUACAGUAGCAUGUUGAUGUUUUGUCCCAGCCUUUUUUGUCAAAUCUGUGUUGUCUUGAUAUUACCACUUUCACUUCAAACAGCAAUGUUGUGUCUUUAGAUAUAUAUAUUAUGCCCAUUUUGUCUCAAGAAGGGUCAUCCUGAGUGCUUGUAUGGGGGUCAAGGAGUGGCACAGCUGGUUCAUUCACCAUUUUCAGUCAAACUUAGCAGUGAAACUAAAUUCAAUAUCUGAGUGAUUUCUAUGCAACAUCUACUGUAUAAAGGUGGUAGCUGCAUCUUGACUUGCCAGACAUGUGACACUUUGUGAGAGAAGAAACAUUUGUAUCGAUUUUUCUUUUGCACUGCUGUGUUUUUAUGUCCUCCUCAAAAUGGUUACUGCUUUAAUAUGAUUUUUUUAAUUUAAUGUAUUAUUUUUUAUUGCUGUAUGAAUCUUUAUUUAUUGCCUGUGAGACUAUUUCAUAUGUUGUAUUAUAUUUGUUUACAGUACAUAUCAGGUGUACAUAUAAAAAAGUUGAGAAAUUUUGUUUUUAUACACAAUGUAGUGCUUGUUUACAAUGUUUAGAGGGCCUGAAACUCAGAGAACCAACUUUUUUGCCCUUGUGCACGAACACACACUCACAUACGGGAAUUAACAUGCAGAGAUCCUGAACUUCACGUAGUUAUGAGUCAAGAUGAGAAAAAAUUAACAUUCCUAUUCAAGUGACUCCCAUCUUUUUAUGCACUCCCCCUUUGAAUUGUUUCAUUUUCCAGUACAUGUAUGAGACAUGACCAAAAAAAAAAAAAGAACAUUGUAAUCAGUGAACGUUAUACCUAAAAACAAUAGUAGUUUUGAGGUCAGUGUGUGUUAUUUUCUUUCUCUUAUUUUUAUACCCAUGUGCUUGUGUGUGUAGCAUUUUCAUACCAAGUCCAUGCAUGUCACUGGCUCCAAUGCAUAUCCCUUCUUUUAAGUGUCGUCUGUCUAAAAAUAUCGACUUUAAAAUCUCUCGUUACACACACAGAAUCACAUACACACUCUGUUUCACACACACACACACAGACACACACAGAUGCCGUCUCUCUAUUUCCAACCUUGUAAAUACAUAGCUUUUUUAUACUGGGUUUUGGGGAGCAAUAGGUCUUUUAGCAGACAAAUAAAAAAGGCGUGCGAUCAUAGAAGUAACAGGAAGUUGUUUUUCUCUUGAUCAAUGUACAGUGGAUAGACUGGGAAACGACCUUACGUCUGUCUAUAGGGACCCAGACUAACCCGACCCUUUACACCAAACACUAAAAGGUUUACCAGAGUCUAACCACACAGAAGUCUUGUGGAAAUCUUAACAACUCAAGUAGUUGCAGGAGAAUUUAAAUGUGCUCACACUGGAUGUUGCAUGUUUCGUUGGUGGUUCAUACUAUUUUUGUGUCCAGAUAUUAUUAAAGAAAAAAAAGAAUGAGGUAGAGAAAGAUAUAGAACAAAAUGUUAUAGAGGAGGAAAAUUAUGAGGAAAACUUAUUGAAAUUAUCAAUGAUGUAUGCUGACUGUACAAAGAUUAUGCUUGUAAAACCUGUCUGGUUUUUCACUUGUAAGUAAACAGAAAAAAAUCUACUGUCAUGGUUUUGUGAUUGUAUACAGGAGGUAUUGAUAAAUUAUGCAAAUUGUGCUGUAAAAAUGGCUGUUGCCCCAUGUCUAAAUAUUAAAUAUGAGUACAAAUGA
Molecule: messenger RNA, 15747 nt
Organism: Lates calcarifer (barramundi perch)
Lineage: Eukaryota; Metazoa; Chordata; Actinopteri; Centropomidae
Gene: pcloa
Product: piccolo presynaptic cytomatrix protein a
Exons: 26
Coding region: 267-12557 (4096 amino acids)
Biological process (GO): protein localization to synapse; presynaptic active zone assembly
Cellular component (GO): axon; GABA-ergic synapse; membrane
Molecular function (GO): protein binding; structural constituent of presynaptic active zone; metal ion binding
Source: RefSeq, a predicted model, not a curated record